This is a messenger RNA of Diabrotica virgifera virgifera (western corn rootworm), 6859 nucleotides long. It is a transcript of the gene Rbcn-3B, whose product is annotated as WD repeat-containing protein 7. NCBI's taxonomy places the organism in Eukaryota, Metazoa, Arthropoda, Insecta, Coleoptera, Chrysomelidae. Gene Ontology annotation, cellular component: cytoplasm. Bases 117 to 4601 code for a protein of 1494 amino acids. Gene Ontology annotation, molecular function: protein binding. The record is from RefSeq and is a predicted model, not a curated record. The transcript is spliced from 28 exons.
AAUAAACAGCUGAUUACAAGUAAAAUGGCGAAUUACAUUUUAUUCAAUUAUUUGGAGAAAAUAAUAUUUUGAGCGUAAUCCGUCCUUAAAAAGCUCGAAUUUAUCAGAUAUCCAAAAUGCCUGGCACAAGUUUGGUAGUUCCCGUUGUAUUAUGGGGCAAAUACGCCCCGACACAUUGUAUUUCAUGUGUUUAUCUAUCGAAAGACCUCAAGACUUUGGCAACUGGAUGUUAUGAUGGCCAGAUAUGUCUGUGGCAAGUAGAUCCAGAUACCUUACAGAUGAUUCCAAGAUGUCUCUUGGUCGGUCACACAGCUCCAAUUCUGUGCAUCACAAGGGCUUCUAUGAUACAAGAUAACAAUUAUAUCGUUUCCAGUUCUGAAGCAGGUGAGAUGUGCACUUGGGAUUUAAUAGAUGGUAAAUGCAGGGAGGCAGUCAAGUUGCAACAAGUUCAUACCAAUAUGCAGGCUUAUCAUAUGUGCAACUGUGAGGAUCUACGUUUAUUCUGUAAUGGUUAUUAUCCAGAGAUUAUAGUUAUGGAUCCAUUCAGUUUGGAGAUACUCUUCAUGCUUUCCUCUAAACAAAAUCCUGACUGGAUUAGCGCCUUACACGUAUUAAGACCUGCGAAACGCAAAGACGAUGUGGUUCUGGCAUUAACCACAACUGGUAUGGUCAAAGUUUGGACUCUAACGGGGGCCGAAAAUAGACACCAAGAACCGAUUUACGAAAAUGAAAGUAAACAGAUUAGAACUUUGAAUGCGGUAUGCUUGCAAUGUUGCUGUUACAACCAAAGAACGGUUCUUGUGGUCUGCACGAAGUACUGGCAGAUUUACGAUGCAGGAGAUUUUAGUGUACUAUGUUCGUAUUUGGCUCCCCGAGGAGAGAGAUGGAUGUCUGGAGCCUUCCUGGCGAUGGACAGGAUCAUAAUGUGGUCGGACGCUGGAAAAGGGUACCUGUACAAGUUGCCAUCUAACAAGCUACGUGGCAAGAACAUUAAUAAUAGCAGUAUACCGGAUCACGCCGAGUUUCACACACCUAGCACGGAAAGCGAUAGUCCAUUUUUGUACUGUUUAUUAAAUCAACCCGAUGGAAAGCCUCUGUCUUGUCCACCAUCGAUGCAUUUCAUCACGACUACGAAACAAAACAAGCCAAAUAAAUCAAGGUAUUUGAUCAGAGGAGACUCCGAGGGACACGUGAUGGUAUGGAGUAUCCCAGAAAUAUCAGCCGCUCAAUUAGAAGAAAUCCAAAGACAAAAACUACCCCAACCGGUAACAAUGAAAGCCACUCUCACUACGAGUUUAACAGAAGCUUGGGCUGGAAUGAAGCCGAAUCCGGUCGGGAUUUUAGAUCAACUUGAGAAACAGGAAGAACACUCUGUCAAAUUAACUGCCAGUAUAUAUCUGCCUCUGCAAAGCAGACUAGUCUUAGGGAGGGAAGAUGGUACAAUAAUUAUCGUUCCUGCAAACCAAACUGUGAUGUUACAAUUACUUCAUGGGAACCAUCAACACUAUAAAGGUUGGCCACAGCAUCAGAUCCUAUCAGGACACGGAGGAAGGGUGAAUUGCCUGCUAUAUCCGCACAGAGAACACGCAAGAUAUGACAAAAAUCAUCUGGUUUCAGGCGGUGUAGAUUUUGCAGUUUGCGUUUGGGAUCUAUAUGCCGGUACAUUACUUCAUAGAUUUUGUGUUCAUGCCGGAGAAAUUACUCAGUUGCUAGUGCCUCCAAAUAAUUGUAGUGCUCGAAUACAAAAAUGCAUAUGUUCAGUAGCGUCGGACCAUUCGGUGACUUUACUCAGUCUAGCAGAAAGGAAGUGCGUAUGUUUGGCAUCAAGACAUCUCUUCCCAGUUACGACAAUUAAAUGGAGGCCUAAUGACGACUUCAUGAUAAUAGGAUGUUCCGAUGGCACAGUCUACGUUUGGCAGAUGGAGACUGGACAUUUAGAUAGAGUUUUACAAGGUAUAGCCGCAGAAGAAGUACUCUACGCGUGUGAAGAAAACGAGGCUAACAAUGCUUCGUCUGAGGUUGGAUUGGCGAACCCCGCUGUACACUUUUUCAGAGGAUUAAGGCACAGAAACUUGUCAGCAAUACGGCAUGCGACUCAACGAGGCCUCCAUCAGUUACAGAUGCUUGGAGCCCAUACGAACAAUGAUGACCCCCAUAUGCAAAGAAAUCAUAAUUCCCCUCUUUCAAUUCAAGGCCUAAGAACAAAUCCAAAAGAUCCCGAAAGCCAUAUAUUAUUCUUCGAUAUUGAAGCUCUAAUAAUCGAACUCUUAAGUGAAGAAUACGAAACAAUGUCGCCAGGAAGUCUCGAAGCAGCCGGAUUAAUAAACGCCUCAGAAUACCUCAAAGUUGCUGCUUUAACACAAAGUGCCAGUCCUGAUGCUCAUAAAAAGAUCGUAGACUUUUUCGGGAAGAUGAAAAAUAAAGCUGAAAAUAUGGAAAUGAUUAUAAAGGAAAAAGACAAGCACGGAAUUCUCGCAAAAAUGAAAGAAGGUGCAGAAACGGCAAUAGCAAAAGCAGAAAGCGUUUUAAAGCAAUCAGGAGAUCAUUUCAAAGAUGGAAACGAAGCUAAUUCAAGAAACAACAAACCGAACUCUCUCGGUCCUCUCGAAGCUAGUCAUGGAAUGGAAAUAGCUCAGCUGUUGCUAUCUUUGCUACAUUCGUGGGGUCUUGACAGCGAUUUGGAUAGAGUGUGCCAAGUUAAACUUGGCUUAUUAAGACCAAUGGUACCAAUAUCGUACGGAGUGCUGUCCAAAGCAAAUCACAUGUCACUCUUCCUACCAACUUGGCACAACACAAUUCCAGUAGAUGAAGAAUCGCUUCCUAACGAUCUAUCGAUUACGAACAGUCUACCCCCCGAACUGAUUAGACAAGAACAAGUAACUAGAAUAUUUACCUCUCGAACGCAUUGGGAAUUGAGUACCACACUUACCACCAACCAUUUGCUUGCGAUUAUUGCCUUGAGUCACACUUUAAUGUCCAUGAGCAACGCUACCUUUGUUCCUGAACAAGAAAGAAAUCGAAAGUUGCAUAGGCAGUCAACGCGUGUGAAUUGGUCAAAAACCGAUGAGGAACACGAAGAAAUGUUUACCCAACAACAAGCCCAGAUCAAACAAGGAUGGUCACUUUUGGCUACUUUACAUUGUGUGUUGUUACCGGAUAAGGCAAUAGAGCAUGGUGCAAAGAAUUUCAAACGACCGCAAGUGGAAAUGAUGGUGAAGAGGUGGCAACACCACUGCGUAGAAGUACGGGAGGCGGCGCAAACUUUAUUGUUGGCUGAAUUGUCCAGAAUGGGGCCUAAAGGUAGAAAGCUUCUGGUUGAGUCUUGGGCUCAGUACCUACCACAGUUUACCCAUAAUGAAACUAUUAACCAGCAAAUUAACUCUCCAGUGCCUCAGACGAAUGGUAAUGUCAACCAACAGCCUCACAGUCCGGAUCCAGUGGACGAAGAAUUUGAGGAAGAGGAAGAGGAACAAAUACGAAAACCAUCAAGUUUAUCAGAGCUCAAAAAGAAGCAAUCCACAGCGGUGAUCAUUUUGGGAGUGAUAGGAGCCGAGUUUGGACAGGACAUCACUUGUAGCGAUAACAAUAAGAGACGUAUGAGCGAAGAAAGAAGGAAGAGUUCCGUUGUUGAAGGUUUCGGUCCUGGCAACAACAAUUUAGCAAGACUGACUUCGAUGGCACUGUCUCAUUUACUGCUGGCGCCUCCUUCUCAAAAGUUACCAGCACACAUUCCGUUGAGACGAGCAGCCAUCGAUCUCAUAGGCAGGGGAUUCACCGUAUGGGCCCCGUUUUUAGAUAAUAGUAAAGUAUUGUUAGGUCUUUUAGAAUUAUGUUCGGAAGCAGAUAGACUGGUUCCAAGCAUGACGUAUGGUUUACCACUGACCCCACAGGCAGAUUCGUGUCGGACAGCCAGGCAUGCCUUGACUCUUAUAGCAACAGCAAGGCCAGCUGCAUUCAUUACGACGAUGGCGAAAGAAGUAGCUAGGUACAAUACCCUGCAACAAAAUGCACAAACAUUGAAUAUUAAUAUGAACAACAACGUACUACAUAAAGCGAAGCCUGAGAUUCUUAGAGGAGUAGAGCUUUUAAUAGAGAAAAUGCAGAACGAAAUGGCAGAUCUUUUAGUUGAGCUCAUGGAUAUAAUUCUGCACUGCUUGGAUCCAAGUCAAUUAAAGAACAAAGGGCUUCAGGAUGUUUUCCCUGCCGUAUGUCGAUUUAGUCAGGUUUCACAUUGUUCGCAGACAAGAAGAAUAGCAGUUGGUUCUCACACAGGAUCUUUAACUCUCUAUGAGCUACGACAAGGAAAAUGUGUGAACAUUCGAGCUCAUAGCUCUCCUGUGACUGCAUUAGCAUUUAGUCCCGAUGGGAAAUUUUUAGUUAGUUACGCUUCUGGUGAUAAUAAGUUGAGCUUCUGGCAGACUAGUACGGGUAUGUUUGGUUUGGGUCAGUCACAGACGAAGAACGUCAAAUCUUAUAGCACAGCUCCUAUAGCGGACGUAGCCCGUCUGAAUCCAAUGCGACUAGCCCGCUUGAUAUGGAUGAACAACAGAACAGUAUCCCUGAUGCUAGCGGACGGAUCCGAAACCAGAUUUAAUGUGUAACGGACAGAGAACUUAGGUUAUGUGGCCUUUAAGUCUUAUGAACGUAACGUUACCUUUCAAAUCGUUGUGUAAUGUUUUACCUUGCACAGUUCUAUGGUAUUAGUUGUCAGUAAUUUUAUUACUUUGAUUUUGUGUAGUGAUAUUUUAUCGAGAAUCUACUUCCAUGGUCUUUCAACACCUUAGGCCUAUUUUCCAAGUGUGUGUUGUAGUAAAUACCAUAUUUUAGAAAUUAAUAUGGUACUGGGUGCCAUUGAUGUACAGAAAGGUCCGUUUGUAACGGAUGGAACACGAAGCAACUGCGUAUUGAUUAUACAGGGUGUUUCAAAAAAGGUAACACCGUCUCUAGGAUAGAUAAAAAACUGAAAAAUCAUUGGGGUUUGCUUAGUAAAAUUUUUUUGAAACGCCAUCCUUUUUUAAGAUACAGGGCAUUGAAGAAAAAGAAUUACACAUUUUUUACAAUUUUGCCGAAACUACUGGAAACAUUGUAAUGAAAUUUUAUACGAAUAUGUUUUUUUAUCUAACUCUCAUAGAGGGGGCUAGUUACAAGGUUCGUAUCAAGUAUUAUUCAACAUAACUUUUUUAAGGGUAGAAUUAUUAAUCAAGUGAACUUAAACAUCGUACAAUCUUACACCAAAAAGGUAUUCUUGGUAAAACUCGAUACUGUGUACCGUUUUCGGAAUAUUUUGAUUUGAAAAUUAUGAAAUAAUAACCGAUGCUGGAUAAAGUAAUGGUAAAGUUAUUAAUUAAAAAAAAAUAAUCACAAAAAGAAAAUUAAAAUAAAGUCCGAUAACAUAACAUAAAAUGCAAUUAUAUAGUCGAUUCGCGAAUCUGAGACACAACUCUCUUCACUACAAUCACAAUUAAGAUGCACUAGAAAUAAACAAGCAUGAGGAGCACCCCCAAUCAUGAUUUGGGAGUGGUCCUCGAACAUUCAACGUGACUUGGUUUGUUUAUUUUUAUCUAGUGCAUUUUUAUUGUGAUUGUAGUGUAGACAGUUGUGUCUCAGAUUAGCGAAUCGACUAUAGUAAGUGUUCAAAUUGUCCUCCGUUUUCACGAAUACAAAGUCUAUCCUUUUUUCUAAAAAAUCCAUUAAUCUUCUAAAAGGUUGGGGACCAGCUAUGAUGUAAAGUGACGUUGAAUUCUGCCUUCCAAUUCUUGACGUGAAUUUACCUCUGAAACAUAGACUUUUUCCUUAUCAUACGACUAAACUGUGUAGUCCAAAGUAUCCAUAAAUUUCAAAUUAAAAUAUUCCUAAAACGGUACACAGUAUCAUUACCAAGACUAGCUUUGUGGUAAAAAAUUGUAUGAUGUUUAGGUGCACUUGGAAUUUUGAUUAAUAAUACCCUUAAAAAAGUUAUGCUGAAUAAUACUUGGUACGAACCUUGUAACUAGGGCCCUCUAUGACAGUCAGAUAUAAAAACAAAUGCAUGGGAUGUAUAAGCUUCCAAAACAUAUUCGUAUAAAAUUUCACUACAAUGAUGCCAGUAAUUUCGGCAAAAUCGUAAGAAAUAUGUUAUUUUUUUCUUCAACUUCCUUUAUGUUGAAAAGAUAUGGCACAUGACGUUUCAAAAAUUUUUUACUAAGCAAACCCCAAUUAUUUUUCAAUUUUUUACAUAUCCUAGAGACGGUGUUAUUUUUUUUUGAAACAACCUUUAUAAAAAUGUCACGAUUUAAGCGAAAUUAUUCCAAUCGUUUAGGAUUGAGAAAUUUUUUGCCCAUUUGCUUUCAUAAUCACAACUAUUUUUAACAUAUUUUUACGAAAACGUGUCAAACAAGAGUUAUAAGUAAAAAUUUUUAUGUAUUCAUCAUAUCAUUAACUGAGUAAUAUUUUUAAUAUUGAUAACUUGUGCUUCAAGUUAAUUUUUAAAUAUUUUUACGACAGUCUACAACAAAGUGCCAUCAUAUCCUUAUGAGAUUAAGGACCAAAGUGGAUGGUGAAGGGCAAGCGUUCCUAGUAGUAUGUAAAUGUUAACAGUUAUAAAUAAAAGCGUUAAUAAAAUAUUCCAUUUGACCGCGAUUUUAAAGAAAAAUUGACAUUACCAUACGCUGUGUGCUUUGGAUCCCACUAUUACAAUGUACCUGGUAUAAAAUUUUUGUUGUACAUAGUUGAAAGAGAAAAUGUAGAUGUAAAUUAAUUUAGUUUUGGUGUAAAAUGUCUUAGUUCUUACUAGGAUUUAGAUUAAAAGCAAUAAUGAAAUUAGGACAACAACCAGGAAUAAAAGCCAUAUUGGAACACAAUGAAAUGCUACAGACAAGAA